This is a messenger RNA of Toxorhynchites rutilus septentrionalis, 3270 nucleotides long. RefSeq lists its product as uncharacterized. Lineage: Eukaryota; Metazoa; Arthropoda; Insecta; Diptera; Culicidae. Bases 566 to 1366 code for a protein of 266 amino acids. The record is from RefSeq and is a predicted model, not a curated record. The transcript is spliced from 5 exons.
UCUAUAUUUGUGAAACGAGUAUUAUGAUGUAUUUUUUAGAAGAAAAACCGAAUUCUAAAGUGUAAAUUAUGAAUGAAAAUUAACUUUUCCAAAUCAAAUUAGUAUUCUAUGUGAAUGCAAAUCACUUUUUUUCUGCAAGUGGUGAGAAAAUCCCAUACAAAAAUUAUGUCUGAAAUUGACGUUAUAUUAUAAUAAUACAUUUUAGUAGGAAUAUCUGAAAAUUCAGGGGAAAUAGGUUAAGUUAAGGUUAGGACUACGCGCUUCAACUAAUUAAAUAAUACCAAGUAGAUAUUUUCAUUCAAAUUUUACCAAUUGAAAAUUGCCUUUUAGCCUUCUAAUCUGAUAGAGAAUAGUUUGGAUCCCAAACUCAAAUGUCGCCACUAGCCAUCGCGGAUAUUUUCGUUGUCUCGGGUUGAGGGCGAUAUUGACCGUGUAAGGUGGAAAAAUAUUGAUUGAGGUUAGAUCAGAUGUUGAAAGCCUAGCUGUCACGAUAUUGAAGACACUUAUUGUCAAUCCGGUUGAUCGUGUAAGGUGCCCAUAUCAAUUAAAACGGAAAGUUUUUGCAAUGGAAGAUCGGAAAGCUACGCUAAACAAUUUCACAAAUUUCAUUGAAAAAUCCAACCAAUGUGUUAAUGAUUUACUGACAGAAUUGGGCUGGGAAAGGUCCAAAUUGAAGGUUCCCUCGGAAGAUCCAGGGCAUAAGCGUUCACAAAGUGUUAACCGAAUACAUGGUGAAGAAUUCCCAGAAACAUUUCUGGAUAAACACCAUGCAUCGUCUCUCAAAAUAGAUGAACAAAAAACAAUAUCUAUUUUCAAAGAAGCUAUGAAUACCAUUCCUGGUAUUCAGACAGCCAUACCUGUUGAAAACCUUGUAGACAGAAGUGUACCAAGUAGCCAUCAGGAUUUGAUUAUAAACUUUACGAAGGACGAAAGAUUGGCACUCUACCAGCAUGUUAUACGUAAUACACCCAAAAUUGAUCCUCCGGUUGACAUCGAGAUUAGUUUCAGGAAAUAUGAUAAAGGAGCCAAAAUGACAUCACUAACGGAAAUAGCUUCGUAUCGUCGAGACAUACGCCGGAGGAACCAAAAAUAUCGAAUAUCAAAGAAUCCUUUAACAUACAGAGAGGAAAUCAAGAAUCUCAUUCAGCUUCAAACGGAAGCAAUUGCCGAGUAUCUUGGACAAGGAAGGAAUGAAGAAUCUAGAAGUGAUGUACAAGGACACGAUUUUCAUAGCAAAAGUCACAAAAAAAGAUCACGAAGUCGAACAUGUGAUAACGAAACGCGACCAAAAUACGAAACAAAAAACAGAAGAACCAAGUACAGUGAUUCGGAUUAUAAAACUAGUAAAUGGAAACAGCGUAGUUAAACUGUAAUGUAUCAUUUGCACAAUUCUCAUUUUGUGACAUCGAUAGCACAAAUUUACCCUAUUUAUUUCAUUCUCUGUAUUCCGCGAUACAAAGACAAGCAUUUGUACCGCCAAAACCGAAGGAAUUCUUCAAAGCUACUCUUCUUCUGUUACCAUUUGGUUGCCACUCCUGAGAUGUGUUCGGAACCAAAUUCAUUCCUCGCAUAUCACUAGGAACAUUCUCCAGAUUGAUAGUUGGCGGCAGUUUCCCUUCGAGACAUGCUAGUAUUGUAAAAAGCGUUUCCAAGUUACCAGCCGCUCCUAACAAGUGACCAUGUGCUCCUUUCGUCGACGAGAACGCCAUGUCCCGCCAACUAUCACUAAAUAGACUUCGAAUUGAUCGAGCUUCGAUGGCAUCCCCAAUUGGCGUUGAGGUAGCAUGUGCAUUAAUGUAACCAAUAUCCUUUGGUAAAAGAUUCGCAUCAUUUAGAGCUCUACGCAUGGCAAGAAUGGCUCCCGUUCCAUCUUCUCGUGGUGCUGUCAAGUGGGAUGCAUCACCCGAAAGACCAUAUCCCAAGACUUCUGCUAAAAUGGGAGCGUUCCUAGAUUGAGCAUGCUGAAGUUCCUCUAAUACCAAGACAGCUGAACCUUCUCCCAUAACGAAGCCAUCUCGCUUGUCAUCGAAUGGUCUUGAUGAUUUCUGUGGAUUGUCGUUGAAAGAUGUACUCAAUGCACGUAGCCUACAAAAUCCUGCAAUCGCAAGCGGACUUAUACAAGCUUCGGAACCUCCAGCGAUCAUCACGUCCGCAUCUCCGUGCUGGAUAAAUCGGAACGCAUCACCAAUCGAGUGCGCACCUGUCGCGCAAGCGGUUGACACCGAAUGAUUUGGUCCUCGAAAACCGUACUUUAUGCUCAACUGGCCAGCAGGCAUAUUUGGUAGAAUUCUGGGAACAAAAAAAGGACUAACUCUGUUGUAACCUUUCUUCAGGGCUUCAUUAGUAUCACAAACAUCCAUGAGAUCUACCAUCCCCAUCCCAAUGGCAACCCCAGUGCGCUCAUGCGCCUGUGUGUCAUCAGCCGCUGGAUUCCAAUCCGCUUCCUGUAUCGCUUCUUUUGCAGCAAUUAAAGCCAACGCCGUUGCUCGAGCCAUAGUUUUCAACUCACUUUGGCUGAAACACUUCUCUAUAUCGAGAUCAUUUCGAUCGAUGUAGGCAGCCACUCUGCAGGGAAGUUUUUCGUAUGCAGCAUUCGUUAACUGACCGAUCCCGGACUUUCCCGAUAAAAUGUUGCUCCAAGCAGCCGAAACAUUGCAACCGACCGGCGAAACAACACCAACACCAGUCACUACAACUCGACGCUUUUCAGAGCCGAAGUAUGGCGCACUUAAUGAUAAACACCGAUGUGAAAUGUAACAAUAACGAUAAACCUUUAACUUAGAUGUACUGGUAUUCAUGUUGCAGUCAAAUUUAUCAAUGAAAACAUAUUUUUACGUCAUAAUGAAACCACAAGCACAGCAGUGGAACUCCAUACAAUUCACUGACUAAAAAGUGUACACAUUUUCAUCCCUUGUUUACGUGAAGAAUAUAUUUUUUUCAGGCACACUUGAUUUGAGAGUGUAUGGAUUUCUACACUGAGAGAAAUAAUUAGUAAAUAUAACGAAUUUUUUGGUAAAUACUACCAAUCUAUAGUCAUUUUCGACCGUACUAAUAAACACAUAUGUCAAGCAGAACCAUGAUUCGGAAGCCCAAUAUCGGCUACAUUUUCUCGCCGAAAAUGCACGUAUCAGAAUUAUAUCCUUGUUAUACCUCCGUAUUGCCUUAUGGGAACAAUGAAAAUGGUUAAUACGCGCUUUUCUCACCAGUUUUCAGAUAUGACAAUAUCCAAGCUUACUAAUGUUAUCGAGUAAAAUAUACUAAUCUCUGGUA